This is a messenger RNA of Drosophila willistoni, 1231 nucleotides long. Its product is annotated as zinc finger protein 239. NCBI's taxonomy places the organism in Eukaryota, Metazoa, Arthropoda, Insecta, Diptera, Drosophilidae. Gene Ontology annotation, molecular function: DNA-binding transcription factor activity, RNA polymerase II-specific; RNA polymerase II cis-regulatory region sequence-specific DNA binding. The transcript is spliced from 3 exons. Bases 142 to 987 code for a protein of 281 amino acids. Gene Ontology annotation, biological process: regulation of transcription by RNA polymerase II. Gene Ontology annotation, cellular component: nucleus. The record is from RefSeq and is a predicted model, not a curated record.
UUUUUAGGAUCCGGCAACGCCGUACCAUAACACAUUCACAUUUUUUUGCACAAUUUGUUUAAUUAUUUCAAUUAUUAAGAACAAAUACACGGGUAUCAAAUACCAUUAAACACCAGCCACAGCAUCUCAAUGUCGGAUUAGAUGGGCCCAACAAUGGCGGCCAUCGAGUUAGCAUUCGACGAGACGGCACCCACUUUUACCUGCAAGCGUUGCGACCGCACCUUCAAGACCAAACGCGACCAGACGCUGCAUCGUCAGGAAGCGCACAAUCACAAUAAAACGACAUAUGAAUGCAAAUUGUGCUCGAAAAGUUUUUGCAAUUCGGGCAAUUUGGAUCGUCACAUGAAGGUCCACAACGAUGUGCGUCCAUUCGUGUGCAAUAUAUGCUCGAAGGCCUUUGCCCAGGCGGUAAACUUGCAAAGACACUAUGCUGUCCAUAGUGGGGAGCGGCCAUUCACAUGCAAUUUCUGCAAUAAAUCCUUCACCCAGCAGAGCAACAUGAAACGCCACAAAAUGACACAUACGGGGGAGAAGCCGUUCCGUUGUCAACGAUGUGGUCGCUAUUUCUCACAACUGGUUAACCUCAAGAAACACAAGCUGGGCCAUCUCAAUGCCAAGCCCUAUCAGUGUAAUUACUGUGAGAAGGGUUUCACCCAAUUGUCCAAUUUUAAGCGUCAUCUGCAAUCGCAUAUCAAAGAGGGUGUAGAUGUCGAUGUGCCAGGAUCCAUACAGGCGGCAGCAGCAUUGGCGAGAGAGAGGCUGGAGGCAGAGCAGAAACCAAGCUUUUUCGAGUGUAUGGCUUGUCGUGCCAUAUUUGAUACCUUUGCCGAUUAUGAGAAACAUGAGAGCAAAUGCCAUGAGGAUCAUGAGAGGGCACAAUUGGAGGUUAAUCAAAUGUCUCAUAUGCAUCCCGAUGAUUAUUUACCUAUGAAGUUCUCGGUACCCGAUCUGGAUACCCAUGAGAUCAUAAUUGAGACUACACAUUAGACACAAACACACAUACUUACGUAUACGUAAACGUACACACACAAACACACAUGCAACACCUACACAUACAAAUAUUAGAAGCAAGAUUGUGAAAGAAAAUUGCAUUGAUAUACAUAUAUAUAUAUAUAUAUAAAAAGGAAAAAACUAUAAAUAUAUAUGUACGGUAUAUAUAAUAUAAUAUGCAGGCCAACUUAGUUAUCCCAUUGAAAUAAUAACAAAUAAAAUGCAGUCUAUAACAAGAAAA